This is a messenger RNA of Nerophis lumbriciformis (worm pipefish), 2732 nucleotides long. RefSeq names its product TAO kinase 3b (gene taok3b). NCBI's taxonomy places the organism in Eukaryota, Metazoa, Chordata, Actinopteri, Syngnathiformes, Syngnathidae. Gene Ontology annotation, cellular component: cytoplasm. Gene Ontology annotation, molecular function: protein serine/threonine kinase activity. The record is from RefSeq and is a predicted model, not a curated record. Gene Ontology annotation, biological process: regulation of cytoskeleton organization; protein phosphorylation.
UUUUUGGCGUUUUUGUUUGGCGAUGCCCUUUUCACGGCCACAAAAAAGGACGCCUGGCAGAAGCUAGAGAAAAAGGAUGCGCGUGAGGCUGGACGUGUGCUGCAUUCAGGGACACCGGGAACUCGCGGCGGCGGCCAUACGAGAGGACCUGAGAAGCGUCGGGCCCCACCGCGGUCUGCUCCUUUUCCUUCCCCCUGCAGGAGCAUGCUUGCGUGAGGGAUGAGGCCGUGCACGGGCACUCCAGCGGGCCAGAGCUGCGGCCUACUUCUCACCACAGCCGGUGGCGACGCUGCUGCAAGACCCGCGAACACACCGUCAACGUCACGUCAGCAUCUUUGGUCAUCAGGUAGAUCCAGGAGCAUGAGCAGAACUUUGAGCUGCGGGAGCAGAUGUCUGGGUACAAGCGCAUGCGGCGGCAGCACCAGAAGCAGCUGAUCGCCUUGGAGAACAGGCUGAAGGCCGAGAUGGACGAGCACAGGCUUCGGCUGCAGAAGGAACUGGAGACGCAGACGAACAACACUUACAUUGAGCUGGAGAGGCUGGCCAAACGCCACGCCACUCAGACGGACAAGGAGAUGAAAUCGGUUGCGGCUGAGGAGAGGAGAAUCCAGCAACAGAUUGUUGCUCAGCAAAAGAAAGAACUGACAUCUUUUUUGGACAGCCAGAAGAAGGAGUACAGGCUCUGCAAGGACAAGAUCAAAGAAGAAAUGAGCGAGGACCCUUGCACACCCAAGGAGGAGAAGCAUGAGCGUCUGUCCAGGCACAAAGAAACAAUACAGCGCUCUCAGGCUGAGGAGGAAGCUCACCUGCUGGCCCAGCAGAGGCUCGUCUACGAGCGCAGCUGCCGGGCGCUCAGACGCCGCAGUCUGGUCAGGAAGCAGGAGUUUGAACAAGAGCAACUGCGAGAGGAGCUGAACAAGAAGAGGACCCAGAAGGAGAUGGAGCACGCCCUGAUAAUCCGGCAGGACGAGGGCACCCAGGACCUCGAGCACAGGCAGCUGCACAUGCUGCAAAAACUGCGCGUGGAACUCAUGCGUCUGCAGCACCAAACGGAGCUGGACAACCAGGAGGAGUACAACAACCGGCGGCAGCAGGAACUGCAGCGGAAACACACAAUGGAGCAGCGUCAGCAGCCCAGGGACCUCAAGACGCUGGAGAUGCAGAUCAAGAAACAGUUCCAGGACACUUGCAAGGUGCAGAACAAGCAGUACAAAGCUCUUCGCAACCAUCAGCUGGAGGUAUCGCCCAAAGGUGACCACAGGAGCAUCCUCAAGGGGCUGAAGGAGGAGCAGACCCGCAAGCUGGCGGUGCUGGCGGAGCAGUACGAGCAGAGCAUCAAUGAGAUGAUGGCGUCACAAGCGAUGAGAUUGGAAGCCGAGCAGGAGACGGAGAGUCAGGCUCUGGAGCAGCAACUGAAGCAGGAGAUGGAGCUGCUGGACGCCUACCAGAGGAAGACCAGGUCACAGAUGGAGACCCAACACGAGAGAGAGCAGCAGAAACUGGAGCAGAAGGUCUCCAUACGCAGGGCCCACCUUGAGCAGAAGAUUGAAGAGGAACUGGCUGCCCUCCAGAAGGACCGCUCGGAAAGGAUCAAGCACUUGUUGGAGCGUCAGGACCGGGAGACGCUUACGUUCGACAGCGAGAGCAGAAGCCUGGGAUUCGGCAGCCUGGGAUCUCUGGACUUCCCGAGAGACGACGACAGAUGAAAGCGGACCAACAUGGCGGCGGCCUUUUUUUUUAAGCACCAGUGUUUGUUGUUUGGCCGGAUAACUUUGUGCUCUUCUUCUCUCCCAGAUAGUCUCGGGACAGAGGCGUCCGAUGAGAAACUGCUUUUGUGACACAAGCGGAAUCAAGCGGCGAGGAUGGAUUAUUGGGAAUUUUCCGUCGCCGCCUCCCUCCUUUUUGGUAUGAAUUGAAUACUUCAGGAAAACUUUUUGGUAAAAUGGGCACUUUGAUAUGUUUAAAUAGAAACCCAUCAUGUUCAUAUUAAUGUGUGUGUGACAUGGAGGGACAUUGUGGAAUGUGAGCUGCGGACCCCCCCGCCCCACCACCACCACCAGUGUGGUGUUUUUAUUAUUAGAAGCUGAUCCCCCCCCAGUCCCCACCUCCCCCCUUUGUUCUCCUUUUUAUAAUUUUCCAUGCAUUUAACGCUCAGAAUGUGACUGCAGUCCAUCGCGAUGAUUGAUUGGCCGACAUCUCCGCUCGCUUCUUAUUGCAUGCACUUUAUUAAGGACACAUUCAGGUUGUGACGCAUGAAUCUGUCAGAGAUCUUAGCUGUUUGUGAAUAAAGUGGUCAUAGCUUCUUUUUUUCUUUAUGUUGCAGAAGAAAAAAAUAACAUAAGCGCCAUGUUUAACUUAUAUACAUAUAUUUAUAUCAGGGGUGUAACAGAACAGUACGCCAUAAUCACGCUUCGGCACGUACCUCAGCUUUAAGGUUAGAUUUCGCCUUUACGAUUUUGUAACGUGAAAAACAGCAAACUGCUAGGUAAUUUAAAAAAUAAAUAUACCUUAAUUUUGUUCUCAUCAAAUUGCGUCUUUAUUCUCAUAUUACAACUUUCAUCUUGUAAAAUUGCAUUAAUUUCUUGUCAAUUUUCUUUAUUUUUACAAGAAAUUUAUUUUUCAAUAGAAAAUGCACACGCACUUCGGUUAAAAUACAAUUCUCAAAUUUGAAAAAAUAAAUAUAUUUCUGACUUAUAUUCUCAUAAUAUUACAACUUUCAUCUUUUUUGCAAA